This is a messenger RNA of Vicia villosa (hairy vetch), 2523 nucleotides long. RefSeq names its product F-box/kelch-repeat protein At3g06240-like. The coding region runs from base 201 to 1322 and encodes 373 amino acids. Lineage: Eukaryota; Viridiplantae; Streptophyta; Magnoliopsida; Fabales; Fabaceae. The transcript has a single exon. The record is from RefSeq and is a predicted model, not a curated record. Gene Ontology annotation, molecular function: protein binding.
GUUUGUACUACCUUGCUAGUCGGCUUAGUUACCGCAAGCCUGGCUAGGGAUUGUUUCUGUUCACAAAAUUGAACGAAAACCCUAACUACAAACUAGGGUUUAUUGUAAGCUAUAAUUUCUUUGCAUCUUCUUCCAAACUUUCCCAAUUUAUUUCUGAUUCUACGAUUUCACAAUUGUUUGUUGGCAUUUUCCUCUUCAAAAUGGCGAAGAAGAGUGUGCAUCUUCCGUUGGAACUCAUAACGGAAAUCCUGUUGAGGUUGCCGGUGAAGACUGUAUUAUGCUGCAAGUGCGUCUGCAAGUCAUGGCUAUCCCUUAUCUCUGAUCCCGAUUUCGGUACUUCACAUUUUCAACUUGCUGCCUCACAGCCUACCCAUAGACUUGUCUCCUUAAAAAAUUAUUGUUUCCCUCUUAAAACUCUAUCUAUAGAUUUUGAUGCAUCACUUAACGAUGAUUCAUCUUAUUCUUCUUUGCUAAGCCUUCGAUUUUUGCAUCUCCGAUCUUUUUGUGAAAUUGUUGGCUCUUGUAGAGGCUUUUUGUUGUUGACAUGUGACAAAGACUUCUACAUAUGGAAUCCAUCCACCGGUGUUAUCAAACACAUACCUGUCUCUGUCUCUCCUAUAACUAUGGCCUCCAAUGAUAAUUUGUAUGGCUUUGGAUAUGACCCAUCAAUAGAUGAUUACUUAAUAGUUUUGGGGUCCUUUAAACACACCAAUGAUCCUGCAGAUAGUUCUAUUGACUUAGCCAUUUUCUCACUUAGAGCUAAUCAAUGGAAGCAAAUUCAGUCUGCUUCUCAUUUUCCUUAUUGGACUAUUGCUAAUGCCUGGUUGCUCUUGAAUGAGGUUAUUCAUUGGUUUUGUUAUAAUUACGAGACUUCAAGGUAUGCUAUUAUUGCCUUUGAUUUUAAGGAAACCAGAAUGUCAGAGAUAGCUCUGCCGGAUGAAUUUAUUUUCAGUGUUCGUAACUCUUUUUCUAUAAAUUUUGAUUUGUCGGAACUUGGAGGACUUAUUAGUGCAUAUAAUGUGGAGAAUUAUAGAAUUGAGAUAUGGGUCAUGCAAGAAUACAAAGUGCAUUCAUCUUGGACUAAGACUCUUAAUUUUUCUUUUCAUCCUGCUCUGGAUUUUUCGCCAUUAUGCUUUACAAAUUGUGGCGAUAUAGUUGGAACAGUUCGUGGUGGUGGAUUAGUCAAGUUUAAUGACAAAGGACAGUUACUAGAGCGUCACUCUUACAGUAACUUUUGCUUCAAAAGAUCCCAAAUGGUUGUCUAUAGAGAGUCUCUGCUUUCACUCCCUAGUGGCACUGGGCAAGCUUUAGACGACUCUUGAUAACAAACAAGAAUAUGACUAUGAAGUAUUUGCAUUUAUAAUUUUAUUGAUGAUAUUCAUAUUGUGUGUAUUAUGAACUCUUGAAAUCAUGGAGCAUGAGUAUUGAUAUGCAAAAUAGUUAAACUGCAUGAAGACAAAACAAGAUUGAGAGUAGAGUUAGUACAUGAACUUCACCAUCUUUAUCUUAUUCCAUCAUUAUGUUCUCUUUUUGCAAUAUUUUACAUUUUAUUGCUGUCUUAAUAUUAGUAACAUGCUUACCUCCAUUGUUUCCCUUAAUAAUGUGUUACCUUCCAUUCUUUUAAAGGUAUUUUGUUUGAAGACUUGAUACAUAAUUUGUUGAUGAUAUGAAAUCAAUUUUAAGCUGGGAUGAUUAGUUAGGAAUUGACACUAGUUAUGCAUUGUUGUUCCUAAUUUGCAAUUUGAGAUUUGGAUCAUAGGUUGAUGAUUCAUAAUUUGAGAACUUCGAUAGUAAGUUGUUCUCAUGUAACUAGUUUCCAUUAACUAGUGAAUAUUGGAUAGUGAAGUAGGUUGUUGUUCAAUAAGUCGCCGAACUAUUUAAUUUAAACACUGCAGGUUGGUUUAUUUAUAUGCAUCAGUUUUCUUUAGUAAGUAAGGGUGUACUAUGUGAGAAUGGGUAUGUAAAUAUUUCUUUUUAAUUGGAAUAUGGAAACAAAGAAAACUAUAAAUCUGGACAAACCAAUGAAUUUAUGGGUUUGCUUUGUUUCAUGUUUUAAAGUUUACAUUACAUAGAGAAUAACCAGUUCCAAACCUGCACAACAAUGUUUCUAAUUUUAUUCAAGUUGCUUUCUUUUAUAUAUUUGCUACUUCACUUCAUUUUUUUCAACCAUUUUGUUGUGAAGAUCUUCAAUUGGGAAGUAUAGAAUCAAGGACUAACAUAUUUGAUUAUGCACCAAACAUAGACUGUCGAUUUGGCUUUAACAAAAUUAAUUAAUGUAGGUACAAUAGUAGUUUUGUAUUGGGUUUCAGAUUCCUAGUUGGCUCUCAAAUGUGUCUAUGUUAAUUCGAUAAACCGUCACUUCGGUAUCUAAAUGUGUGAGACAAUGUCAUUAUGAAUUCAGAGUGUGUAAAAUUACAAAUAGGACUUAAUUAAAAUAUUUCUUUAGGUUGAUUAUGAAGAGGAUUCAUGAAAUGUAGAAAUGAUGCACUCUCAGAUCGAGAGGCUCAUGAUACCAAUUUAAGA